Fulvia fulva is the source of this 621-nucleotide messenger RNA. RefSeq lists its product as uncharacterized. The record is from RefSeq and is a predicted model, not a curated record. The coding region runs from base 1 to 621 and encodes 206 amino acids. The transcript has a single exon. Lineage: Eukaryota; Fungi; Ascomycota; Dothideomycetes; Mycosphaerellales; Mycosphaerellaceae.
AUGGCACCCUCAACCCGCGGCAAAGAAGCCCUCGAAAAGAAGAUCGCCACGCUCCAACUCCGCCUCGCACCUCUCGUGCCCCUUCCUGGCGGCCUUCCACCCCACCCCGACUUCCCAAAGACCCUUAUGGCCUUCCACCUCCUCACCGAAGACCAACUCGACAGCAUCGCCCACUACUACCACCAAUCAACCCCCGGCCCUUUCACCAACAACUACCCCGCCAACAUGAAUUGGGACAAAGAGUUCCUCGCCCGCCGCGAGUCCAGAACUCCAACUACCCCAUCCGCACGCGAACGCCGUCACAGCAAGCAGCUAAGCCAAGAGGAGAAUAUAUGGCUGGAAGACUUGAUGAACACUGUCGAGGACUUGCAGGCUCCGACGGCGAAGGAGGGAGAGGGAAUUGCGAAUGGCAGUAAUCCUUAUGCGGGCUUGACGGAGAAGGAGAGGAUUAGGAUCAAGAGGAGGAAGGUGGGCAAGUUCAUUGGACUCGUGGGAAUGGAAACGCCGGUGGAGGAGAUUGCGGGACGGAUACAAAAUAGCCUGGACCGCGCUGUGGAGAGGUCCAGAGAGGAGUUGAGGAGGAAUGAGGAGGUUAUGCUGAGGAGAAGGAAGAUGGCUUGA